Messenger RNA from Prorocentrum cordatum, 1469 nucleotides. The record is from the annotation of a GenBank genome assembly. Lineage: Eukaryota; Dinophyceae; Prorocentrales; Prorocentraceae.
GGCCUACCUGCUCCCCGCCCUCGCCCGCCUCCGCGAGCGCGCCCGGCCCUCGACCGACAGCCUGCCGGCGCUGCCCCGGGUGCUGGUGCUCGCGCCCACGCGCGAGCUCACCCAGCAGAUCGCCACCGAGACGGCCAGGCUGUCCAUCGCCAUCGGGCACCGUUUUGUGCCCUGCUUCGGCGGGGUGUGGAAGGGCGCGCAGCUGCGGCAGCUGGAGAAGGGCUGCGACAUCCUGCUGUCGACACCUGGACGCGCGAAGGACUUCAUGGUGGGCGUUAAGGAAAAGGGCGCGGCGCCAGCCGUGAGCGUGAAGGAGGUCGCGUACCUCGUCCUGGACGAGGCGGACGCGAUGCUGUCCAUGGGCUUCAUGCCGCAGAUAAAGGACAUCGUGAGACGGUGCAAGAAGACGGGCCUGCCGGCGCAGGCCUUCGGCGCUGGGGGCAGCGAGGCGGGAUCCAGGCGGCAGACGCUCUUCUUCACGGCGACGUGGCCAAGGCGGGUUCGCGCCGCUGCCAAGGAGCUGACGGCGGACGGGGCCGCGCAGCUGCGUAUCGGGCAGGGCGUCGGUUCGGAUAAGCUCACGGCGAACAAGAACGUGCGGCAGAUCGUCCAGGUAGUCGAGCGCCGCGACAAGCUCCAGAGGCUGAUUAACGUGUUGACCUCCGAGCUGUCCGACGGGGACACGUGCAUUGUCUUUUGCAGCACUCGAGGGAGAGUGGAUUUUGUUGUAGAUUCACUACGGAGGGAGAAGGUCGUCGAUAGGUGCGAGGGUAUCCACAGCAGCAAGGAGCAGUGGGAACGGGACAAGAUUCUGGAACGCUUUCGCGGUCACACAGCUGCGGCAAAUAAGCGUGCAGUGCUCGUCGCCACAGACGUGGCUGCCCGCGGGAUCGACAUCCCGGGAGUGGCGCUGGUCGUGGUCUACGACCUGAACGGUUGGAACGGCGAGCUCAACAUUGACUCGUAUGUCCACAGAAUCGGCAGAACCGGCCGCGCUGGAAAGAUGGGACGGGCAUACACCUUCGUGGACCACAAGGACCCUGUCGCCCUCCUUCCCAUCUCCACGUGGACGCCUUGCACAAACAAACAAAAACACCAGAGGACCCCCAGAACCCCUCACCUCUCAUUCCUCACCUGCUCCCCCGUGUCUUCUUCCCUCUCCCUCCUGCUUCUGCUCAUCCGCCGCAAGGACAGGGGUCUACCAGACCUGGUGCGUCUGCUGAAGGAUGCGGAGCAGAGGGUGCCCAUACCUCUGCAGGAGGUCGAGGUGGGCGAGCGCCUCCCCGUCAAGGCGAGGGCCGCCGUGGCCGAAGGGGAGGAGGAGGCGGAGGAGUCGCUGCCGAAGGCUCGCCUCCGCGACCGCGGCCGCCUCGCCUCGCUCGCCGGGCCCGCGGGCGCGCGGGGGAAGCGGCGCGGGGCGGCCCCGGAGGGCAAGCCGCGGCGCGCGAAGACGGCGAUGAAGUGAAAAA